This is a messenger RNA of Cyclocybe aegerita, 1989 nucleotides long. The record is from the annotation of a GenBank genome assembly. NCBI's taxonomy places the organism in Eukaryota, Fungi, Basidiomycota, Agaricomycetes, Agaricales, Hemipholiotaceae.
AUGGCAGAGACGCGUCGCAGCGCCCCCAAUGUUUUGUCGAAGGACAAGGAUGUGAAGUCUCCUCCAAGCUCGACUCCGCAGAACGGAAUACAUGUUCCAAAUCCCUCGUUUUCCUUCAAAUCUGAAUUCGCAUUGCCUGCCACGCUGAAGAUGCCACCGCCCCAUUCCUCUUUUCUUGUUGCCCCUGCCACCCCGGUUUCUCCACUUCCUGGAACCGACCCAUCUUCCAAGCCAUACGCCCCGGAACCCUCUGAUCCGACACCUGCCACUUCCGCACCUCCUGCCGCCUCUUCAUCCGCCCCAGUCACAGAAACCUCUAAUGACUCUGACUCUCCAGCAACCGCCGUUGCCCUUCCGCAUCCGCGAAACAAAGUCUUCUCUAACAACGGUCUCGUCAGGUCGAUUGUUUCAUUUGUUCGUCUGGAAACGAGUUACAUCGAGUCUCCAAAGGAUAGACAAACUCUUCUUUGGAUAGCGCUCGCGUGCAAACCAUUCUUCGAGCCUGCAAUGGAUCUUUUAUGGGCGCAAAUGACUUCGCUCAUACCGCUGUUCCGGUUGAUUUCUGGUUUCAUGAGAGUAAAUGAUACUUACAUCUUCGCCAAUCUCAUUCGCGAACAACAUUUGCGGUCGUACAACAUAUACGCUCCACGUGUCAAACAUCUAAAACUCGGAAAUUUCGCCGAAGAUAUCUCCCAACAUGUGUAUAUGGCACUGUCGCGUCUUCUGUCCAAGCAGUUGCUGCCAAAUCUAGAGAAGCUUUCGAUCCCGUCGUUGCAAAGCAUCUCUUCAACGAACCUCGACAGCCUUCUUCUGUUAACGUCGCCUUCACUUAAAGAGGUCUCUAUCAGAGAGAUAAUCAAGUCUAACGAAGUCGUGGCAUCCUCCUUCCUGUACCAUUUGUCACUAGAUGCUCCUACCAUCUCCACUCUCUCAGCAUCGGGGCGCUUCUCCUUGAGCGCUCUCCAACUCUUCGGCAGUUUUAGCGGCCUCGAACACCUACAUAUCGAGACCGAAGGAACGACAUUAGAUGCAUCUAUGUUCGAGGGCCUCUCGAAGGUAACGUCGCUGAAGACAUUAUACAUCAAGAUAGACGACAACCCACUGUCCUUCAAGGUUUGGACAACAAAAUUGGAGCGCCUUCAAACUCUCUUGUUGGAAGGACCCGCCGACCAGAUUACUAAGAUCGUAGAUGGUGUCCAUGCCCCACAUCUAGGUACUGUGUCUAUCACGUUGCACAAGGACAGCUUUCUUUGGGCCAACCUAGGAAAGAUUCAGUCGAUAGACGGGGCACCGAUACGUGCGUGGCUCCAGAAAUGUGUUGAGAGGUCAGAAGCUCUCCAUACCUUCAUCCUCGACACGAGCCGGGUGCCUGUCGACAUACCAUGGCUCACCAUCAUGCCUCCUCGCCCACCGAUUCAUUUCAAACGCUUGGAAUUCAAAUGUGGUUCUUGCUCGUUCUCGUCCAAGGACCUUCUCGCGCUCUGUGAUCCAGCCCAUGGGUGGAAUAAAUUAGAGGUCCUAAAGGUCACGCCUCUGCUCGCAUUGCCAGGGAUAUCCAUCAACGGACGCCACCCAACGGUCUCUCUCUCCUCCUUGAAGAAUGUGGCAAAAAACUGCGCAAACCUCAAGACCCUUCAACUUCGGGUCGAUCUUUCUGGAGGUUCAGACAUACUCUCAUCUCUCGAGACUCAAAAUGGUUUUCCAGCUGCUCACAGUUUGCAAGAACUGGAGUUGUUUGGACCAACGACGCGGAUGAACAACAUCAAGCAGAGCGUCGUGGUCGCUCGCUACAUUGAUCGACUAUUCCCUCGUCUUCAGCGAAUUGUUGUCUCGGACGAGGGGUCGUUAACAUCGCCGCUUAGUUGGGAGAAUUUAGGUUGGGGCUCAGGGAUCCAAGCAAUGAUAAAAUCCUUCCAGGAGAUUCGAGAUGAAGCUGCCCCUCCCACGAACGAGCUGGUGAAAACGACGAAGCACUCUCUAUUCACAUGA